Zonotrichia leucophrys gambelii is the source of this 435-nucleotide messenger RNA. Its product is annotated as zinc finger protein 239-like. Gene Ontology annotation, molecular function: RNA polymerase II cis-regulatory region sequence-specific DNA binding; DNA-binding transcription factor activity. Bases 1 to 435 code for a protein of 144 amino acids. The transcript has a single exon. Lineage: Eukaryota; Metazoa; Chordata; Aves; Passeriformes; Passerellidae. The record is from RefSeq and is a predicted model, not a curated record. Gene Ontology annotation, biological process: regulation of transcription by RNA polymerase II.
AUGAUCCACACUGGGGAAUGGCCUUACAAAUGUGGGGAAUGUAGGAAGGGCUUCAGCUACAGGUCAGAACUCAUCAGGCACCAACGCAUCCACACUGGGGAGAGGCCCUACGAGUGUGGGGAAUGUGGGAAGGGCUUCAGCUGCAGCUCCGCCCUCGUUACCCACCAACGCAUCCACACUGGGGAGAGGCCCUACCAGUGUCCCACAUGUGGGAAGAGGUUUCAGACCAGCUCCCAUCUCCGUCUGCAUGAGCGGAUUCACACAGUGGAGAGGCUCUUCCACUGCCCUGACUGUGGGAAGGGCUUCAAGCAAAAGUCCCACCUCAUCACCCACCGGCGCAUCCACACCGGGGAGAGGCCCUACGAGUGUCCCCAGUGUGGGAAGAGCUUCACCCAGAGCUCUGCCUUGACCAGACACCAACGGAGGCACCGGUAA